GCUAUGAAAAUGAAUUAUAAAUUAAUCAAAAAGAAGGUGCAUGAAGAGUCUUACAGUAGUCUAACUGAUCCAUCAGCGGUUAUUACCCAGUCUUGGUUAAAGAUUCGGGGUUCAUUAAAGACCUGGGCAAAGUAUUGGUGCGUCUUAAAACCUGGAGUAUUACUAAUUUACAAACAUCAAAAGCAUGAGCAAUGGAUAGGUACUGUUCUUUUAAACACAUGCGAUGUUAUCGAGAGACCGUCAAAAAAAGAAGGAUUCUGCUUCAAGGUUUAUCACCCAUUAGACGAAUCAAUUUGGGCAACUAGGGGUCCAAAGGGGGAAUUAUCAGGCUCAAUUGCACAACCUAUGCCUCGUGACCAUCUUAUCAUUAGAGCAGCAACAGAAGAAACUGGGAGAUGCUGGAUGGAUUAUAUCGAAGUUUCUAUCAAAUCACGAAACCCUCAUCCUCAUGUUGAUGUUAAAGAUGAUGCCGCUGAUACUCCUACCCGAGAGGACGUAAACGCUAAUGAACCAAAAGAAGACUUUGCAAUAAAAUACUUAACAGCUAACAAUAGAGGUAAAGCUAAUAAUUCUUGCCAAAUUUAUAAGCAGAUGACGAAUUUUAUUGGAGUUGAUGGAGAAUUGGUUGAAUCAAUGGAGGACGAAAAUAAAAACCUUCUUUGGGCUAUAUUAAAGCAAGUUAGGCCAGGAAUGGAUUUAUCCCGAGUUGUAUUACCGACUUUUAUUCUUGAACCUCGAUCGUUGCUGCAAAAGCUUGCUGAUUAUUACUUUCAUGCUGAUAUCCUAUCACGUGCUGCAAAAGAAGAAAGUCCUGUAGUUAGAAUAAAAGAAAUUGUUCGUUGGUAUCUAUCUGGAUUUUACAAAAAGCCGAAAGGAUUAAAAAAGCCUUACAACCCUCUUCUAGGAGAAAUAUAUCGGUGCCAAUGGAACCACCCAGAAACAGAUUCAGUAACAUACUACGUUUCAGAACAGGUAUCACAUCACCCACCAAUUUCAGCAUUUUUCAUGGCAAAUCGAAAAGAUGGAUUUUGUCUAAAUGCCUCAAUUCUUACUAGAUCGAAAUUUUAUGGUAACUCAACGCAAGCGAUUUUGGAUGGUUCAGCGACUCUGAUGUUGCUAGACCAAGGAGAAGAGUAUAUCAUUACGUUACCAUACGCAAACUGCAAAGGUAUAUUAGUUGGUACGAUGACAAUGGAACUUGGAGGUGAUAUUUCCAUUACAUGUAAGAAGACUGGAUAUACUGCUGAGAUUUCUUUUAAAUUAAAGUCAUUCUGGGCAAAGAAAGAUGCUACUAAUCUAAUUAGCGGCAAAAUUAAGCAUGGUAAAGAGGUUCUAUUUACCUUGGAUGGUCACUGGGAUGGAGAGAUUUAUAUUACCGAUAAAGUUACUGAUGAGAGAUCAUUGUUUUGGAAUCCAACACCUGAAGUAAAGAAAAGUAGAUUAAAAGUGAAUGUUGUAGAAUACGAAUCUCAAGAUGAUAACGAAUCUGAAAAGUUAUGGAGUAAGGUAACUGAAGCUAUCAAUAAAAGUGAUCAGGAAGCAGCAACUAUUGAGAAAUCAAAACUAGAAGAUCGUCAGAGGAAAGACGCAAAAGAACGGAAAGACUGUGGUACUGAAUGGCAACCAAAAUUAUUUAGCUGUGUGAACGAGGAUGAAAAUCGAUAUGUCUAUCGUUAUAUUGAUAUGCGACCUUGGGAUCCAAGUAAUGAUUUAAUGCAGUACGAAUGGAAUGGCGAAAUUAAAACACAAAGGCGGCAUCGUAACCCUGUAGUAAAAAAUCUUGUUAAAAGGGAAUCGUCACUUACUAAAAACGCUAGUAGAAAAGUUGUCAGAAUGAAUAGCCACAGGAAACAAGUCGAUUCUAGUUCUGAUGAAUCAUCAAUUACACACACUACUGGAAGUGAAAAAAGAGAAAUGUCAAUACGUAAUAAUCCAGGCUUUCGAGAAUUUAAGCAUCUACAAGAUUUGGUUGUAUCACUUCAUUCUCAACAAGAUAGGUGGUCUCAACAGAUGGAUGGCUUGCAAAAGUCCAUAGAACGCAUCGAUAACCAUUUAAGUGGUAUGUCAAAUCGUCAGGUACUAACGCCCUUUCGUUUAGUAUGGAUUUUAUUAUCAAUUUUUGUUGGACUUACUGCAUCAUUGGCGGCGUAUUAUUUUUGA
Messenger RNA from Trichoplax adhaerens, 2160 nucleotides. RefSeq lists its product as uncharacterized. Gene Ontology annotation, molecular function: cholesterol binding. Gene Ontology annotation, cellular component: intracellular membrane-bounded organelle; cytosol; membrane. The annotation marks the transcript as partial. NCBI's taxonomy places the organism in Eukaryota, Metazoa, Placozoa, Uniplacotomia, Trichoplacea, Trichoplacidae. The record is from RefSeq and is a predicted model, not a curated record. The transcript has 17 exons.